Cuscuta europaea is the source of this 2531-nucleotide messenger RNA. NCBI's taxonomy places the organism in Eukaryota, Viridiplantae, Streptophyta, Magnoliopsida, Solanales, Convolvulaceae. The record is from the annotation of a GenBank genome assembly.
AAGAAGAUCAAAACUGACAUCACUAUCGAUGUGAAAUGGUAUUGAUUAUUUUAUGAGGUGCCUAAUAAUAGUAGAAACCGGUGUUAGGUGAGUUUGAACAAAAGUCCGGUUGGGAAGGUGCUGUUGCCGUCUUGCCGACUUGACCAAGAGGUUCCAUAUAUAUUGCAUUCCGUAUUUGUAGUUUUCUCCAAAUUCCCACCUACUUCCCUCCAACACAACUAGGUCGAAGGAUCUCCUUUGAUCGAGGGAAAAUCGCAGGAUUUGAUUCUUGAUUGAUCGGCAGAUGGAUCACACUUCGCAGAAGCUCUCGCCCUUCGAUUUCAUGGCAGCUAUCUUGAAGGGCGGGAGGAUCUUCGACCACUCCAAUGCCUCGUCGGAGCCUCUGUCGACGGUGGCUGCGCUGAUGGACAACAAGGAGCUGAUGAUGGUGCUCACCACGUCGGUGGCGGUUCUAAUUGGGUGUGUUGUCGUGCUUGUUUGGCGGCGAGGGUCUUCCUCGGCGAAGAAAGCUGUGGAGCUGCAGAAACCCACCGUGCGGAAGGCUGUGGAGGAAACUGAUGAGGUCGAUGAUGGCAGGAAGAAGGUCACCAUCUUCUUCGGAACCCAGACCGGCACUGCUGAAAGCUAUGCAAAGGCACUUGCUGAUGAAGCAAAAGCAAGAUACGAUAAGGCCAAUAUUAAAGUAGUUGACUUGGAUGAUUAUGCGGCUGAGGAUGAGGAAUAUGAAGAGAAAUUCAAGAAAGAGAGUUUAGUGUUUUUCUUCUUGGCCACUUAUGGAGAUGGUGAGCCAACUGAUAAUGCUGCAAGAUUCUAUAAAUGGUUUGUUGAGGGGGGAAAUGAGAGGGGCGAGUGGCUGAAAAAUCUUCAAUAUGCUGUAUUUGGUCUCGGUAAUCGGCAGUACGAGCAUUUCAACAAGAUUGCAAAAGUAGUGGAUGAACAACUUGCUGAGCAAGGUGGGCAACGACUUGUGAAGCUGGGUGUGGGAGACGAUGACCAAUGCAUUGAAGAUGAUUUUGCUGCUUGGCGAGAGACUGUGUGGCCUGAGUUGGAUAAGUUGCUCCGAGACGAAGAGGAUGCAACCAGUGGUACUCCAUAUACUGCUGCAGUUUUGGAAUACAGAGUUGUCAUCCAUGACAAUGAUGGUUCCACUAAAGUAAAUAGCCAUGUCAAUGGAUUCGCCAAUGGUAAUGCUGCUGUUUAUGAUGCUCAGCAUCCCUGCAGAGCCAAUGUAGCUGUUAGAAGGGAACUUCACACCCCAGCAUCUGACCGCUCUUGUACUCAUCUGGAGUUUGACAUAUCAGGAACUGGACUAUCUUAUGAAACUGGGGACCAUGUUGGUGUAUAUUGUGAAAAUUUAAUUGAAACCGUGGAGGAAGCUGAACGUCUGCUAAAUCUAGCACCAAAUACAUUCUUUUCCAUUCACACUGAUAAAGAGGAUGGCACACCACUUAGCGGAAGUUCAUUGCCUCCUCCCUUCCCGCCUUGUACAUUAAGAACAGCACUGGCAAAAUAUGCAGACCUUUUGAGCUCUCCAAAAAAGUCUGCUUUACUUGCUCUGGCGGAGUAUGCUUCUAACCAAUCGGAAGCUGAUCGACUGAGGCAUCUUGCAUCUCCAGCUGGAAAGGAGGAAUAUGCACAAUGGAUAGUUGCUAGUCAAAGAAGCCUUCUUGAAGUGAUGGCUGAAUUUACAUCAGUCAAACCUCCACUUGGAGUUUUCUUUGCAUCAGUUGCUCCACGUCUGCAGCCAAGAUUUUAUUCUAUAUCCUCCUCUUCAAGGGUAGCUCCCUCUCGAAUCCACAUCACUUGUGCCUUAGUAUAUGAAAAAACUCCAACGGGACGAAUCCACAAGGGUAUUUGCUCGACAUGGAUAAAGAAUGCUGUUCCCUUGGAGAAAAGUCCCAACUGCAGCUGGGCACCCAUUUUCGUUAGGCAAUCUAACUUCAAACUACCUGCUGACACCACAGUACCCAUCAUUAUGGUUGGUCCAGGAACUGGAUUAGCUCCAUUCAGGGGGUUUCUUCAGGAAAGGUUAGCUCUGAAGGAAGAAGGCACAGAACUUGGCCCGGCAUUGUUAUUUUUCGGAUGCAGGAAUUCCAAAAUGGAUUACAUUUAUGAGGAUGAAUUAAACAACUUCGUCAAUACCGGUGCACUCUCUGAGCUAAUUAUUGCUUUCUCACGUGAAGGGCCUACUAAGGAAUAUGUGCAACACAAUAUGAUGAAAAAAGCAGCAGAUAUCUGGAACCUGAUUUCUCAAGGAGCUUAUCUCUACGUCUGUGGUGAUGCCAAAGGCAUGGCUAGAGACGUUCACAGAACUCUUCACAAUAUUUUACAACAGCAGGGAUCACUUGACAGCUCCAAGGCGGAGAGCAUGGUGAAGAAUCUGCAGAUGACGGGAAGGUAUCUGCGCGAUGUAUGGUGAUAGAUUUUUUUACCAUCCCUCGGAACCAAAGAGAUCUUCCUUCAAUUAUCCAAUGCCCUUCUUGCCACAGCCAACAUACACCAUCUAGGAAGGCCAUUGGGCAAAGAAAAAU